Messenger RNA from Eufriesea mexicana, 1023 nucleotides. RefSeq lists its product as uncharacterized. Lineage: Eukaryota; Metazoa; Arthropoda; Insecta; Hymenoptera; Apidae. The record is from RefSeq and is a predicted model, not a curated record. The annotation marks the transcript as partial. Gene Ontology annotation, cellular component: nucleoplasm. The transcript has 5 exons.
UCAGCAACACUUGAAUCUGUGCAACAAAAAAUAAUUAAUAUUAUUAAAAGAUUCAAAUUUGAAGAUUUAGAAUUAUCAGUAAUGCCAAUUUUCCCAGAAACAUCAUGGGCUAAUAUAAGAUCUAAUUUAGUUAAAUAUAAUGAAAAGUUUUCAUCAUCUAAUGUAGCCCAACUUAUUAAAAUAGCUAUAACUGAAGAAAAACUUGGACACAAAAUUUUAAGAGAUCGUUUUUUAACAUUGCAAUUAAUUGAUAUAAGUUGGCAUAGUAAUAGAAGAAUGUGGUAUGGUUACAUAUUGAUAGGUUCUAAUAAAUCUGCGAGUUAUCUUACGAAUAAAGAGUUUCAAAAAAAUAUGCAAGGUUAUUUUGAUUCAAUGCAUAUGAAAAUUAAUGUAAAAAUAAAUACACAUCACGGUAUUAUAUAUGUCUCUUUAAUAAAAAAAAGAGAUAAAAGAAAUAAAGUGCGAACUGAAGUUCCACACUUUUUUGCUUUAUUUAUAGGCCAAAAAUAUUUCUUUUCUACUAAUAAAAAUGUUUCAUUUAAUAUUUUGGAUGGAAUAGCGAAAAGUUUAGGUUUUGAAGGCUCUAAAAGAUUUAAAUUAAUGGGUAAAGAUAUUAAAUCAUUAAGUGAAUUGUGUUGGAGGAAAAAAGAAGGAACAAUAAAUUAUAAGAAUAUUAAUAAAAAUUUAGUAUUCAAAGAUGGUGCUCCUGAUAGAAAGGAAACAGGUAUAAGUUUUACUCAGCAAAAACAACGGAGAAGAUAUGCUGAAAAAUGUUUUGGCGAUAAUCCUCCGACAUUAGAAGUACUUGUUAUAAACCGACCUGGUAUAUCUUUGUCACAAAAAGAUGUAACAAUAAAAUUACCAAAUGAAAAUAUACAUGUAACAUGGGAAUUUCGCAGUCGUAACAUUGCCACAUGUUUAACAAAAUUAAUAGAACGACGUAUACUUAAUCCACCUGUACCUUAUUACAUAUCAAAUCUAAUGAUGUUAGGGAAAAAUGAAUUUACACUUCAAAAUAAUUGA